This is a messenger RNA of Durotheca rogersii, 801 nucleotides long. RefSeq lists its product as uncharacterized. Bases 87 to 521 code for a protein of 144 amino acids. NCBI's taxonomy places the organism in Eukaryota, Fungi, Ascomycota, Sordariomycetes, Xylariales, Xylariaceae. The transcript has 2 exons. The record is from RefSeq and is a predicted model, not a curated record.
CUCAACCAGACACUUCCCUCCAAUUACCAGAACAUUACUUUGCAAACGUCAACUCCUCAACUCCUACGUCAACAUAGGCCGACGCAAUGGGUGAUGAUAAUAUAUGGAUCACCACGCAUGGCAUUGGCGCCAUCAAAGAUUCCGAGCAGUCACUCACCAUAUCCAUGGAAGAUGGCUCUGCCUCGGCUAGGUCGCCAGGGGGUCCCAAGCCAACAACUGCGUGGUUUCAUUUCCCCAUCCCUAGCCCUCCCAGCGACUUCUUGAAUCUGAAGGCUGUCAAGGUCGACUUCAACUCUACAGGAGCGAAUCUCGGCACUGUGGUGGUUUACGCCGGCAGCAAAACAAUCUUCCAAAGGGGCGGUUUAAGCGGCCAACACGUUCAACUCCCUUUUGAUGAGACUGCAGUCUAUGAUGGGUUGGGGAUCUGUGUGUCCGUCCUUGUUACGUUCCUAAGCUCGGAGUCCUCCAUCAAAUUUCAGUCGGUCGGAAUUCAGGCUUGGAGAUCCGAUACAGUUAACUGAUGGCUUGCAUAACUCAUGUCGACAUCAUCAAUGGACUAGCGAGGAUGGAUCUUCUUCUUCUUCAAGUUACGCGGCUGGUUCUCAACUCGAUCGAGACCCGGGGCAUGUAAUACGACACCUGGUGGCAACACGACUUGGGCCCGGCCACCACUCACAUCCCUUCCCAUCGCCAGCCGCACUUAACGUCUUGUUUUUUCGGACCCCAUUUCCCCCCUUCUCCAACCUGUAGGAUGGUUUCUUCACGUUGGAAAGGUCAAUUGGAUCUGGACGCGCGUUAUCC